Messenger RNA from Pungitius pungitius (ninespine stickleback), 5582 nucleotides. It is a transcript of the gene rassf8b, whose product is annotated as Ras association domain family member 8b. The record is from RefSeq and is a predicted model, not a curated record. Gene Ontology annotation, biological process: signal transduction. The transcript is spliced from 9 exons. Lineage: Eukaryota; Metazoa; Chordata; Actinopteri; Perciformes; Gasterosteidae. Bases 515 to 1822 code for a protein of 435 amino acids.
CCCGCACAGCGCGUCCAUCCCGCGGUCCGCUUGGUGCGCGUUGCGGCUUUAAACCGGUCCGUCAUGCCUUGCGGUGUCCCAGCUCAGCUCCGACGCAGUUGAACAAACCCGCCCUGCGGUUCUACCCCUCGCGAGUGGGGCAAAGGGCGGCGGAUGUGUGGGGAGCCCCUCGAGUCGGAUACCCGACAACCGGCCGGACGUUGUGUUUACAUCCACGCACCGCGAGGCAGGCGGGGACGUGCGCGCGCGCCGUGGACUCCCAACGCGGGCGCGGACGAGCGCGGAAUAAACGGGAUCUCCACCGCAGAUCAAGCGUUUGAAAGUAGCGGAUUUCUUUUCUUUUUUAUUUCUUUCUUUCUUUUUUUUUAUGACAGAGAGAGAAACCCACUGAGGCUGCAGCACAACGGGGGGGGGGAGUUGAAAUGCUCGUGCACGCAGGGAUCCAAUGCUGAAUGCAGGAUGGACAGUUAAACAUUAGCACCCCCUUGUGGUGUGGAGGAAUGAGGGCCUCUGGAUGAAGGUCAUGGAGCUGAAAGUUUGGGUGGACGGAGUGCAGCGCAUCGUGUGCGGCGUCACCGAAUUCACCACAUGCCAGGAAGUGGUCAUUGCUUUGGCACAAGCCAUUGGACGCACUGGCAGAUACACUUUGAUCGAGAAAUGGCGUGAGACAGAACGUCACCUGGCACCGCAGGAGAACCCCGUGGUGUCCCUCAACAAGUGGGGUCAAUAUGCCUGCGACGUCCAGCUCAUCCUCCAGCGGACCGGCCCGUCGGUCAGCGAGAGGCCCGCCUCCGACGGGCUGGCUCGCGUCCCGGAGCGGUGCUUCCACCGCCAGAGCCUGCCGCCUCUGGCCAAGCUCCGCCCGCCGGGGACGGACCGCUCGCUCAGGCGGAGGGAACCCAAGCGCAAGUCUCUGACCUUCACCGCCGGGGCCAAGGGUCUGCGGGACAUAUUUGGGAAGAGCAGAGACGCCGAAGCCAAACAGCCCCAGCAGCGCGGCGUGAGUCUGAGCCUGAGCAGGGUUGGGGGUGUCGGAGUCGGAUCCGUCCCCGGGAGUCCGGCCCGAGAGCUGAGCCGCUUGGUGCAGCUGCAGCGGGACAAACUGCAGGCCCUGGAGAGCCGUCUGCUGGGCUGCGAGGGCGAGCUGCAAGACUGGGAGGAGGCCGCCGCCGAUGAAGGAGGAAGCGCGGAGGAGGAGCUGCUGCAUUUGGAGCAGCAGGUGAGGAGGAACGCUGCUGAGAUGGAGGAGGAGGAGUUCUGGCAGAACGAGCUGCACAUUGAGUGCGAGAGCGAGCGGCUCCUCCGGCUGCAGCUAGCGGAGCUGCAGGGGCGCGUGCGCGACUGCGAAGUCAAGCUCUCGGAGUACCUGGCACACAUACAGCGCAUGGAGGGAGGCCUGGAGCAGGAGCAGCUGCAGCAGGAGGCCGAGCUCAACCAGAGGGUCAACGAGGAGGAGGUGCAAGCCCAGCUGGAGAAGGUGAGGGCAGAGCUUGAAACGCAGAGCCAACACACGGCCCGUCUGGAGAGCAGCUGCAGGGCGUUGGAACGCUCACUUGGCCAAUCGAGCAGCAGAUUACAGGAGAAGGAGCAGGAGCUGGAACAACUGACUAAAGAGCUGCGACAGGUCAACCUGCAGCAGUUCAUUCAGCAGACCGGCACCAAGGUCACCGUGCUGCCGGCUCAGCCUGCAGGAGAAAACAACAAUGAAGUGGACUCCGGUUCUCUGAAAAGACACGGCUCUUCUCGGCUUUUACCCAGCAACCUUCGCACCCUUCAAAGCGCAGGGAAGUCCAGCCUCAACCCCGAAGGCAUCUACGUUUGAGGCCCGAACUGCGCGGGAGACAUUAUCUGAGCAGCAGGGUCGGCCUGAAGGUAUCUGGGGGGGGCGUUCCUUCUGACCGGAAGGCUCCCCAAACUGCUGAAAUGCUGCCGAGCAAGGCACUGAAUCAAAGGAUGGAGGAUGAGUGAGGUAUCAGACAACAACAAAAAAAAACAGUUCUCUCAUCUGUUUCGCUUCUUUCUUGCUCUGCUUCGUCUUCCAUUUUCCAAGGACUGAGAAUCCAACUGAUGUCAAAAUCCAUUCGCAAACUAACAAUCAAACCCCCUGUACUUCAGUAGCUGAGUGAAGAAUCCUCUUAAAGCUCUGAGCCAGGAAGUUAUUGAGGAGGCUUCAGCAAAAUAGAUACACUUUUUUGUGUGUGUGUGUGUGUGUGUUAUUGUGUGUAAAUUAUAAAUAGGAGGAUGCAAAGUUUGGACAUGUACAAAUGCGACCCAUGCACGAGCAUGCAUAAACGCCACACCUGAGCUACAACCUUAGCCAUAUCUGAUUGCCUUACUCUGGGGUUUUAAAACCAGACGUCAAUAAUGUUAAAAGGUAGCUUCUAAACUAUGCGCCAUAUAAAUUUGAUAAAAUACCAAUUCAGGUGGUACCUAAUCAUGGUAACUGAUGUCAGUGUAACUCAACGGUAGCUUUUUCUUUCACGCGUCAUUUAUAUUUUCUUUCGUAUUGGUUUUAAACAGGAAUGCAUUUGCUUCUUGUGUUUGACCAAAACGGAAAAUUGUUUUCCCAUCAUAUAAAAUAAAUGAUAGAGACGAUAAUAGAGGAACAUCUUUAACUAUUCAACAUUUCUGGAGAAACUGUUAGGCUUUGGGUUCAGUUUUAUGCCUCAUUUAGUGCAGAGCUAUUAUUCUCCUUUUGUUUCACGUGAGCACUUUCUCCAAAAGCUCAGAAAUAUGAAAGAAGUGAUGCGCAUAAGUGAUGAUGGAGGCCUUUUGAGCCAUAAGAGUAUAUCCACCUUGGGAAGAUUUUAUUGAUGACUCUAUACCCAGUUUGACCACCAGGUGGCGACAAAACAUACAUUAUUCACAGGUGUGAAAGUUAACUGUGGAAGCUGCCUGAGGUCUGUUCUCUGUCUCUAUUCGUUGUCAUAGGUCAAACGUGACUGCGUGUUGUUUUUUUGUUUCAACGCUUCCGCACAUUAGCCUAAUAGUUUAUUUUCUGAAGUGCCACUUGGAUUGUUGGACACAUUUCCCUGGAUACAUGAAACACGAACACACACUUCUCUAAACAGUAUUCCACCCACAUACUGCAAUCUUUUGUUCCAUCAGAUUUUUAUAAUGAACUAAAGAUGUCUCUUGUGAACCAAAGCCAGUGUGAAAAACUAAUAGUUAGAUGAAUGUACUUUUUUUACGUGAAUGCAACUUAUAGCCGUGAAAUGUACUGACGCGUCAGAUAGUGAUCAUGCUUUAAGGAGUCAUGGUUUGCUGUGACUGCCGGUUGAGCUCUUUGUCUUGUUGCCACUCGAUAGGAAAGAAGUUUUGCUAAGACAUAAAAAUGGGAAAUACAGAAAAGUCUGGUGGACACUGCAUUUGGCCAUUUCUGAUUAAAUGUUAUUCUCAACGCAGAAUAAAAGGCCAUUUCUCCGAAUAUUUUGGGAUGAAAGUCACACAAACUGUGCAGGAAUGUUUGGGUUGAAAAAAGGCUCCAAAAGCUUUUGAACUUGAAACCAUUUCAAUGUAUGUGGUUGUCUGUCAAACCUGUGAAUUCUCCGAUGUGAGACUGUCAAAAUCUUUUGAGAAAAUAUAUCAAUAGAACAUGAAACAAUUUCAAUAGAACAUGAAACGUAUGCUUUGCUUUGUAAGAAUAGGGUUAAAAUGCAUACAUUUAACUUACAUACGGGUGCAACUUUGGGGUCUGAAACAGUGUGGGAAUUUAGAGCACCGGGUUUCACACGCAUCUUUCUCAAUUUGAGUCUUUGCUCAAAUAUUCAAAAGUGGUUCUCCUGUUCCAGAGUUUGUGCAGUCGUAUCUUUCUACAUUGUGCACAAGUUAACUUCCUUAUGAACAACGCCUCAUCAACCCAUACGUUAUGAUGUUUUACUGUAGGUUAAUCUACCCAACACUAUAUGAAUAUUUUCAAAUUGGCUCCACCAUAAGCAGCUGCAACAUUAAAGUGAUGUUUGUUCAUUCGUAUGAUAUAAGGAGCACUUUUGGUAUACAGUCAAAGUGAUUCUGCUUUUUAAAGUCAAUUACUUCCUCAACCACUCAGUCAAAUCUUUUUUGAUUGAACUGUAAUUUUCUCGAGUUUUUCACCGGUCUACAAAGCGUGAUACACAACCACAAGCUUUGAAAUCGUUUCACCAGCUUGAUAUCUUAUUGACCCUGACUUGAGCCCACAGGAAGCAGCUUGUAUUUGUGCUGUGAGGAUAACAAAGUGAAUUCUUCCCUCCGGUGGGACGAAUCUUCGUUGUUUGCUCUACUGUUCAACGCUAACCGGAGGAAUUCACAUCACGACUUGAAAAACUAUUGUCGGAAAUUUACAAAAGUUCUUCUCUCGCCUCCCUCUCCCUCAGUAUGCAGCAUCAUCGUCAUGACAACAAGCUCAGCUGUGACACAGAAACUGUAACCCGCUAAUAAAGGGAGUCGUAUUUGACUGGAAGCUUUUGGAUAAUGGCAUGCCUUACCGGGUGGGAAGAACAUGUAAAUAAUGUCUACAUAUCACAGCAGUCUACGGACUUAAAAAAAAAAUAAAAAAUGCAGAUAGAAGUCAGAAAUAUGCAGAAUGCUCUAGAGGUUAGAUCUUAAUGCUGUCGCUCAAUAGGCAGCUGUGCAUGCAUGCAAUAAUGUGUGAUCGGUCUAUUCAGGCUCCUAAUUACUGGCUUUCAGGGAACCAACAAUUUAUGAGAGAAUUUUAUUUUUUGGUUUUGUUGUGUCCUGUUUUGUCUUGCUGGCAUUAACACAGAUUGAGAUUUCAACUCACAGCCGCUAGCAGAAAAAUAGUAAAACCUGCACAUUACAGUCUUUCAGUUUGAUCUAAUCCUGGCAAAGACGACGUCUUUGGAUGCGACGGAUAACCCCGUUGCAUUGAAACGUGACGUUUUACAGAGACCGCUAAUGGGUGCUUUCUAUUGUGCCGUCACUGGUGCUUCUCAAUAAUGGAGCAAAAACAAAUGAUGUGAUGGAGCCAUCGUGGAAACGGCCAUCAAGUGGCUGGGAAAGCUGAAGUAGAAACGCUGCGGCUCAGGGAUAUCUCAAGGCACAGAAUCACCCAGACAAGAAUGGGCAGAAAGUAAUCAUGGAUGAAUGCUGUUUACGUCUCGAGCCAUUUGACAAGUUCAAUUGUGUUUUCGCCCUCGUGGGGACUUGAGCAUCUGUUUGACAAAUGUAGCAUAGGCUCCUAGAUCCCACAUGACAGACGCAAAAGAGAUAAUGAUUUCCUUCUGAGAGAUGUGCAACACUAUUUUUGCAAAGUAAAAGUGUAUCGGCCCGGCUCAUGAUUCAUGCUUAAACUGGAGAAAAACUGGGGUUAUCAUUAUCAGGAAUAACUUAGAUGAACUGUGGUGGACUAACUGCAUAGCAUUGACUCAUUGUGUAGACGAAUUAUUGUAUACAGAAAAGGUUCUGAUUUGUUCAUCCAGUAGAUGUUUUUUAACUUUGAGGAUUUUAACAUGUUUUAUUCUUUCGGUCGUCAUUAAGCCACACAUUUAAAAAAGUUCAAGAGUCAUCUAAAAUAUACAAAUAAAUGAAUGCAAUAUAUUUAAAAAACAUGCCAGGAAAUGAAUAAACUGAUAUACAAAGCUGAA